Quercus robur (English oak) is the source of this 1002-nucleotide messenger RNA. Its product is annotated as probable carboxylesterase 9. The transcript has a single exon. The record is from RefSeq and is a predicted model, not a curated record. Bases 1 to 1002 code for a protein of 333 amino acids. Gene Ontology annotation, molecular function: hydrolase activity. Lineage: Eukaryota; Viridiplantae; Streptophyta; Magnoliopsida; Fagales; Fagaceae.
AUGAGCAAUCACAGUCUCAUAGAUUAUCUGAUUAUGUCGUCUGAUCCCUACCAACACUUUCAAAUUGCUCACAAUACUGAUGGCACUCUCACUCGAUAUAUGAAAUUGCCAAAGACCAAAGCAAACCCAGUGGCCUCUCCCGGAGACCCGGUGCUCUCCAAGGAUCUCAUUCUCAAUGCCCAAAACAAAACCCGUGUCCGAGUCUACAUUCCGACACCAAAACUUUCUUCAAAUGAUGGCAUAAGGAUUCCCAUCAUAAUUUUCUACCCUAGUUCUGCAUGGAUUCUUUUAAAUUGGGACACUACCCUGGUCCAUUUACAAAGCUCAAAGCUCGCAUAUCAAGUUUCUGCCAUUGUUGUUAGCGUUGAAUAUCGCGUUGCCCCAGAGAAUAGGCUCCCAGCGCAAUACCAUGAUGCAAUGGACGCAAUUCUUUGGGUGAGAGAACAAGCAUUGGAUCCAAACGGUGAGCAAUGGAUUAGAGAUUAUGGAGAUAUUUCAAGGUGUUAUCUACAUGGAAGUGCUAAUGGUGGGAAUAUGGUAUUUUUCGCUGCGUUAGAAGCAACGGGAAUGGAGUUGGAGCCCUUGAGGAUUGCUGGGAAUAUAAUGAACCAGCCCAUGUUUGGCGGCAUGCAAAGGACGAAUUCAGAGUUACAGAACUAUGGGGACGUGAUGUUGCCCUUGUGUGCACAAGAUUUGGCUUGGAAGCUCUCGUUGCCAGAAGGUGAAGAUCGAGACCAUUGGUAUUGUAAUCCGAUGGUGGAGGGCCCCCAUACGAGUGCCAUUAGUAAGCUUGGUAGGUGCCUUGUGAUUGAGUCCCGUGGGGACCCAUUGAUUGAUCGACAACAGGAGUUUGCAACCAUGUUGAUAAGGCAUGAGGUCCAAACUGAAGUGCAAUUCGACCCUUUGGGGUGCCAUGCGAUCGAGAUCAUAGACCUGGAAUGGGCAAAUGCUCUUGUGGAAAGGAUUAAACGCUUUAUUGUAGAAGCAGAAAAUAAAUCAUGA